Molecule: messenger RNA, 2085 nt
Organism: Aedes albopictus (Asian tiger mosquito)
Lineage: Eukaryota; Metazoa; Arthropoda; Insecta; Diptera; Culicidae
Product: recQ-mediated genome instability protein 1-like
Exons: 4
Coding region: 108-2018 (636 amino acids)
Biological process (GO): resolution of meiotic recombination intermediates; double-strand break repair via homologous recombination
Cellular component (GO): nuclear body; RecQ family helicase-topoisomerase III complex
Molecular function (GO): nucleotide binding
Source: RefSeq, a predicted model, not a curated record
ACAACUUGAUAGUGCCGCGAGAAAUCAAAAUCGCCGUCGUUUCGUCACGCAAGGCAAUUUUUCGUGUUUUUUGUAUUUAAUUCAAAUUUAAUUUACGUGCUCCUGUAAUGAUUCAAAGUGAACCCAGUCGCGCGGCUCAAGUGAAAUCACGUUUGCUUCAAAGCCACAACAUAAAAGUGCUGGACGAAUGGCUCACCGGGUGCGUGUCGUUCUGCCUGCAGGAGAACCCGAAAACCUCCAGCGAAGCUCUGUUCAAGUUUGCCUUCGAUCAGUGGGUGUUGGCCGAUCUGCAAGAGAUCGGAGUGGCCUCGUUGCCGGAAACGGUCGAAACGGAAACCAAAUGCUUUACGCUGAAGGGGAUCUUCCCGCUGCAGUUAAACUACCUGAUGGACAUUUCGGAGCCGUGUUACGAUCAGCUGAGGAAUUUGUACAAUGAAAAGCUAGACGAAGCGGACGAUGAAGUGCAGAUGCGCAAGAAUCAAACUCAGCAUGUUAGGAAACGGAGAAUGCUUAAGCUGGAACUGACCGAUGGUAAGCGAACGGUGAUAGGAAUGGAGCACAGUCCGAUUGCUUCUUUGAAUACAAAACUUCCACCUGGUGUGAAGGUUCUACUUAGCGGUCCGAUUCGGUGCAUCAAUAAGGUGUUAUUCCUCGAACCGAAAAAUGUAAAGAUUCUCGGUGGAGAGGUUGACACCCUGCUCAUAACGAAUGCCUUCGAGAAUAUCCUACUGAAACAUUUGGGACAGCCACUGAAAUCCAAUCCGAAAACCAAAUAUGAUGAAGUGGUUGUGACGGAAAAGAAUCCGCAUUCGAACUACAAUAAUAUUCCAUCGGUGCCGAUGGUGUUUCCAUCGCCAGCGAAACCGACGCUGAGUCGGUCGAGUAACAAUCAGUAUGAUGAUUGGGAAGACGACAUGUUCCUGGGAAUCAAUCUGGAUGGAAUUGAAACCACCGGUAAUGCCAAUACGAGUAGAAACAAUAAGAUUAAACCCCCGGAACAAGUUCCCACCGUCAGUACCCUGAUGGACGAUGACGACGACCUGCAGAUAAUCGAACUGCCCGGGGAAGAAAUUAUGAACCAUCAGGUUUCCUCUACCAAAACUUCUCAACCUUCACCACCAGCCACGAGGCCCAAGAGGCCAACCUACAGGUUGCCCUCGUUCGAUGAACCAGAUGACGACAUCGAUGCCCUCAACUCGCUCGAAGAUGAAAUUAGAAACGAACAACAGCAGAAUCAACGUGCUCCGUAUAUCGAUGACGAUGAAAUGGAAAUACCCGAGUCCCCUCCGGCGGUAUUGAACCAGCAAGCCAAACGGCCACGUACAGAAGUUCCUGCCAGCAAACCGGCAAAGCAAUCGAAUACCAUACACGACAGCCAACAGCCUUCCACCAGCAAAACCAUCGACAAAUGCUCCGUUUCGGCACUAUUCGGAGACUGCCUGGACGAUGUGUUCGAGGCGGAGCAAAUACAGCCUCCGAGUCUAUUCGGACGGGAUAGCAUCCUGUCGCCACGGUAUCAGUUCCAAAUCGAGGGCUACAGUUUGGUGACGGUGGAUCAGAUCAGCAAACUGACCGAUGCCGAACGGGACCAGCGGACUUUUGUGGUGUUCGGAGAGGUGGAGAACGUCUCCGAACGGAUUCGCAUUGCGGACGAUUGCUGGAAGCUGGGCAUCAUGGUGACGGACCGCUCGGAACGGGUUUUGGCGGUUCGCGUCCAUACGACUGUUACCAGUAAGAUGGUUGGAUACGAGGCAAGUGAAAUUCAACAAAUGAAACGAGCGAAAGACCCGCAAGUGAUGAAAUUAGUGGAAGAGAUGCUGACCAACUUUAAAAACAUACUGCAAGAACUGCGAACUUUUAUGCGAGUACGAUACCAUCAAGGUAACGAUUUCCCCGAGAUAAUGGAACUGUAUGAAUGCACACGUGCUCGCGUGUCGGUUUUAACUAGCAAAAUUCACAAAGAAAAGCUCAAACACUUAUUAGAAAUUAUGCCGCAAGAGGGCGAUUUAGAAAGGUGAUACUUUUUCAAGUUAUGAGAUAAAAAGCGUUUUCAAUGUUUGGUUCAAAUAUACUCUGUUAAAAUUA